This is a messenger RNA of Talaromyces stipitatus ATCC 10500, 1038 nucleotides long. RefSeq lists its product as uncharacterized. The record is from RefSeq and is a predicted model, not a curated record. Lineage: Eukaryota; Fungi; Ascomycota; Eurotiomycetes; Eurotiales; Trichocomaceae. Bases 1 to 1038 code for a protein of 345 amino acids. The transcript is spliced from 3 exons.
AUGGUGCCUAAGCCGAGUGGUAGGCUGGAUGUACCUCUCAUAAUCAAGGGAGUAGAAAUUAAGCCUACGGACUCAAUCAAAUAUCUAGGAGUUUAUCUGGAUACCCACCUCACUGGGGAAGUGCACGUACAGGAGAUGAGAAAGAAGGCUGCAAAACUGGUGGCGGGAUUAAGCUCAAUCGCAGGAUCGACAUGGGGAACGCCCCUGGAUCAGGCUCUUCACCAGAUAUCCGGCGCGUUCAAACAUACGUCACGACAGGCCCUAGAGGUCUGUCUCCAUGUACCACCUGCAGAGCUCACGCUCGCAAAGCUGGCUGAGGAGGCCUGCCUGCGGAUCAUGACCUCACCACUUCGAUCUACGCUUUACCAAAUACGUGGCCAAGCCCACUGUAACGACCCAUACACGUCGCCACUUCAUCGAUUGGAAACAGCCAUCGACCACAAACUGGGGAGUGAUACUAGCCAAUGUAUUGAGACAAUCUACCCCUUUGUAGUGCCACCAUGGUGGGAGCCACCAGAAGCAAGGAUUGACGAUACCCGUGAGGAGGCUAUCAAGGCUAUUGAAGCAAUCUCAGGAACAGAUACAACAAUACAGUUCUUUACCGAUGGGAGCGGCUUUGACAAUGGGAUUGGGGCAGCGGUCUACUCAUCAAUAGGACAGGCUUAUAAGCCAUGGGUGCAGGCCACGAAGGGGUCCCAGGCAACGAGAAAGCAGACAGCUGGCAAAGUUGGCUGCAGUCGAGGCGACACGGCGUACACAGGAGAACGCCCGCAUAGCCAGGAUCAGCGCACCCAAUCAGACUACACCACACGCCGCACGAAUGUCGUAUAUUCCAAAUCAGUCAACUAUCCUUAUGGCAGUGUGUCGCCAGAGGCUACAUGCAGGCUUUGCAAAGAGGUGGAAGGAACAGUGGGAGCAUGCCAACCAUGGACGGCAUCUCUAUCGGAUAAUCAAAGCACCAACGAAGAUGGUGUUGCAGCUGCACGAGGGAUUACGACGGGCUUGGAGUUCAGUGUUAAUCCAACUACAAACAGGUAA